Bursaphelenchus xylophilus (pine wood nematode) is the source of this 2359-nucleotide messenger RNA. NCBI's taxonomy places the organism in Eukaryota, Metazoa, Nematoda, Chromadorea, Rhabditida, Aphelenchoididae. The record is from the annotation of a GenBank genome assembly.
AUGUUCCGCUGCGAUUCUCCCGAGUAUGAGGAGCUGGUGGAGCAGUACGAAGAGGCCAAGGCCUUAUACGAUGAAGAGCGGAGGGCAGAGAGGCGAAAAGUAAGUUCAGCUUGAAAAUUCAGAUGUUUUCUUGUUUUAGAACACAGAUCUGGGACUAGCAGCGACACUAGAGAGGCUAAGGAACCCUGAGCCAGUUCAGAAAGAGAGGAUUGUCCUCAAUGAAGAAGGCCAAAUCAUCCAAGGACCGGGGACAACGAAGAAAUGUAAGACUUCUAACGGAAUGAAGCUGCCUUCAAACUGAAUACGUCAAGAUAUACUGUUAUUUAAUUUUCUAUCUCAUAACGUUACUCUACAACAAUUUUCAGCUAAUGGAUUCGCGGUCCCGGCCCUUCCCAGACCAGCGCCAGUUGUUCUUCACCCAAGGAAUAUGGAUGAUGUCCUAACGAAUGCGGUUGCAAGACCGACAAAACCAUCAGAAAUACGAAGAAUGGUCCGAUCGAAGAUGGUUAGAUGUAAACGUUGUAAAAAUCGAUUUCUGGACAAACAUUUAUAUGAACGACAUCUGCGAGACAAACAUCCAGUCGAUCAUCUUGCUUAUCUAGUCCAACAAGAAGAAGAAAUGCAGCAGCAAAGGUAGGGGGAUGGAUUUUAAAUGGGUUUACAGAGAAUUUUGGGAGGGUUAAAAGAAUUUUUUGCCGGUCGGGAUGGAUAUUUUUACGUUUGUGAUGUAGCACAAUAUCGAAAAUCUUUGAAAUUUAGUAGAUGUGUACUAAAAUAUAGGAACUAUUGGUUUUAAAAUUGCUUCCAACUAAUUUUCUUGUAAUUGAAAUUAAAUGAAGUAUGUUUUUGAGUAACCUAGUACAAUAUAUAUUUUUCAGAAAAGAAGAGUUAGAAGCGAACCGUCUGGAAGAGCUAGCCUCUGGCGGUUUUAUCCCCCCUCAAAACGAAGUCGAUUCAGCCAAUUACAACCUUGAUCUGAGCGAUAUUCCGUUGCCCGGUGAAUUAACGAAUGGAGUCGUCCCUCGGUUUGACCGGUUUGGCCACAUCUAUCAGCCGAAACGUCAAUACAAGAAGAAAGUAUCCCCUCAAUGCCCAUUUUGCGACAAGAGAUAUAGGAAUGAGCAUUCGUUGAAGAAGCAUAUAAGCAAAAAACAUCCAGAAUAUGCCGAGUUCGUGCAAUGUCUUAAAUGUUUUAAGGCGCUGAAGGAUGAAGAUGAACUGAAAAAUCAUUUGUGUGAGCUGGUAAGCGAUUUGAACGCUUUACGUUUGAAUUUUGUGGUAAAAAGUUGAUUAAGGUACGUAGCUAAAGUACUAUUUUGAUCUGGAACCCUUAAAACAAGGUUUAUUUUGGACCUGAAAGCCAGUAGUUGAUGAUGUGUAAUUUAUUUGGGUUUCCUUUUUUAUAUCAAGACAACCUAAACAAUGUAUUUUAGGUAUACAUGUGUUUCGAAUGCACUCCAGUCCGCAAUCUCUGCACCGAAAUCCGCCUCAACAUGCACCGUGCAAAGUUCCAUCGUGGCGCCAACUCGGGAUUCAAGUGCAAUCUCUGCAAUCAGAAGUUUCUGACUCCCAGAAAGCUAAGGAAACACAAAAAGAUGUCUCAUGUAUUUACGAAAACCUAUCCAUGUCACUUCUGCGACGACUUGUUCACUUCGGAGACCUCGGUGACGACCCAUGAGAGAAUUCAUACCGGAAUUGUGAAGUUUGAGUGCAAAAUUUGCGACUUCAAAUGCAAUAGAUUCUUGAAUAUGGAAGACCACAGGAAGGAAGAGCACGGAUAUAUCUGUUCGAUAUGUCAGAUUAAACUUCCAGAAUGGGCGGAUAUGAAAAAUCACACGUUAACUGAACAUGGCGGAUACUUGACGUCGAAUAACAGCUCGAGUAAGCAAGGGGAUUUUUUUAACAUUGUUUUGCUAUGGGUGGUCUAAAAUGGGAGAAUAGGCGAGGUAGUAGACAUUUUAGCGUUUGGUUUUGCAUUUUUGGAGUAUAACGCAUCACCGGAUAUUACACUUGAUCAGUGAUCCUAAUUUUAAUCAGAAACUUUGGAUUUUGAAGUUUAGAAGACGGGUUUCUAGUAGAAUACUUAUUAACAGAACUUAUCAGUCAAAAUAUUUUCCCUAUUUUUUUAUAAAAUUUAUGUUACACAUGAAAAUCUUCAAUUUUAACUGAAAAAAUUGUUUUAAGAUAAGGUGUGGACCUAACUGGCUGAAAGGAGAGCGGUUUGACUAAGUCUAAAUUUCGUUGUUUAGAGUGUUUUCCCUAGUUGACGUCUCAUUUAUAUUACACGUGGCCCUUCUACCCUAAAUUUGCAGGUUACAUCCAAUGCCCUCGAGUCUGGGUCAUGUUCAAAGGCGAGUAG